CGCAGCUCCCUCGUCCACGCGCGGCGCGGCGCUGCGGCAGGUGCCCCCGGCGCCCCGAGACGCCGUGGCCUGAGCGCGGCCGCCAUCGGUGACCCCGGCCACGGAUCGGCUCCAGCCCGGCCACUCCGCGUCUUGCAUCACCAUCUGUGUUUUGUAUUAAAUCAUGGGGAGGAAGCUGGAUCUGUCUGGUCUGACAGAUGAUGAAACGGAGCAUGUUCUCCAGGUGGUUCAGCGAGACUUCAAUCUUCGAAAAAAAGAGGAAGAACGGCUGAGCGAGAUGAAGCAGAAGCUGGCUGAGGAAGGCAGCAAGUGCAGCAUCCUCUCAAAGCACCAGAAGUUCGUGGAGCACUGCUGCAUGCGCUGCUGCUCGCCCUUCACCUUCCUGGUCAACACCAAGCGCAGAUGUGCCGACUGUAAGUUCAAUGUCUGCAAGAGCUGCUGCUCCUACCAGAAGCAUGAGAAGGUGUGGAUCUGCUGUGUCUGCCAGCAAGCCAGGCUUCUGAGGACCCAGUCUCUGGAAUGGUUCUACAACAACGUGAAGAGCCGCUUCAAACGCUUUGGCAGUGCCAAGGUCUUGAAGAACCUGUAUAGGAAACACCGAUUGGAAAGUGGAGCAUGCUUCGAUAUUCUAGGAGGAAACUUUUUCGAAGCAAACCUGGAGAAUGAAGGAAGUAUUUCGGGCAGUGAUUCAACAUUUUAUAGACAGUCGGAAGGACACAGCAUGAUGGAUACAUUGGCUGUUGCCCUGCGGGUGGCUGAAGAGGCCAUUGAGGAAGCAAUUUCCAAGGCAGAAGCCUAUGGGGACAGUCUGGACAAGCAGAACGAGGCCAGUUACCUUCGGGACCACAAGGAGGAGCUGACCGAGGAACUGGCCACCACUAUCCUGCAGAAGAUCAUAAGGAAACAGAAGAGCAAAGGCGAGCAGCCAAUGGAAGAAGAGCCAGAGUGGUCACAGCCCCAGAGCAGCAGCGCGGAGGCCGCUGACGAGGGGAUCAUGGCACCCCCAGGAGGCCCCCAAGCUCCCUCCACCCUCUGGAGGUCCCAGUCUUCGUUCUCACUCCCCAAAGAGGAUGCCCUGAAGACCCCUUCACUGGAAGCCGCCUCGAGGCCACCGAAGGGCCAGGGCCAGCCACCAAGGGAGGAGGCAGCCUUGCCCAGCUGGAAGAGCAUGGACAGGCUGGAUGAGACAAACGUGGCCGAGGUUUUGCAGAGCCCUGACGGGAACUGGCUGGCCCUGAAGGACGGUACUCUGCCACCCACCCGCCUGCUGGCCAAACCCAAGAGUGGCACAUUCCAGGCCCUGGAGGCAGCCUCCAGCGUGGCCUCUGCCUACGACGAGAUGGGCUCAGACAGUGAGGAGGACUUUGACUGGAGCGAAGCUUUGAGCACGCUGUGCCCAAGGCCCCGAGGCCGGCCCAGGAACCCCCAGCCUCAGCCCGCACAGGCCCAGGGCUCGGACCAAGGCCCCUCAGCUGCCUCCUCGGGGCUCUCCCCAAACCCCGAGGCCAUGUGCUCCGACUCAGAGACCUCCUCUGCAGGCUCCUCCCGGGAAGCUGGGCACCGGGCCAGACUGUCCUGGUUGCAGAGGAAGGCCCCCGGGGACCCUGAAGCCGAGAAGAUGCGCCUGCAGGGAGAGCUGGACGUGAACUUCAACCCGCAGGCAGCCAGCAGGGAGACCUCGGACAGCAGCGAGCCUGAGGAGGCCCCUCACACUGUGGACCGGAAGGCCAGGAGGUGGAGAAGGGCCCGGCUGGGCUCAGAGGAGCCAAGCAAGGAGUUGUCUUCUCCCAACGCCCAUUCCCAGGGGCUGGACGUACAGCAGGUGUCGGGUGAUUUGUCAGAGACGGACAUCGGCAGCGAGGCUCAGCACCCUCGGAGUGGUGUGACAGCCACAGAAGAGAAACUGAGAAACAGGCUGUACGAGUUAGCGAUGAAAAUGAGCGAGAAGGAAACUUCUUCAGGAGAAGAUCAGGAGUCAGAGCCCAAGACGGAGUCUGAGAACCACAAGGAAAGUCUGUCCUCUGAAGACAACAGCCAGGGCGUUCAGGAAGAGCUGAAGAAGAAGUAUUCUGCUGUUUCUCUCUGCAACAUCUCCACAGAAGUCCUAAAAGUCAUCAAUGCCACUGAGGAACUGAUAGCAGAGUCCGCAGGGCCCUGGGAGUUCCCACCUGUCCCUCCUGACAGAGAGAAGGGGACGUUUCCUCUUGGGACAGACCAAGUGAGGCUGGAUGAGCAGCUGACUUCCCUGGAAGAAAAUGUGUACCUGGCGGCAGGCACAGUGUAUGGACUGGAAGGCCAACUGAAUGAACUGGAGGAUGCUGCCCGUUGCAUCCAUAGUGGCACCAAUGAGACUGAACUGGCAGAUCUGGAGGACCAGGUGGCCACGGCUGCAGCCCAGGUUCACCAUGCUGAGCUCCAGACCCUGUCAGCAAAUCAGGUGGUGAGCAGCUUGCUGUCCCUGUCUCCCAAGGCCCGUCGAAUUUCUGAUAUUGAGAGCCGAAUUUCAGCCCUGACCAUUGCAGGAUUAAACAUAGCACCGUGUGUGCGCCUUACAAGAAAACGAGAUCAGAAGCAAAGGAACCAGGUACAAACCAUAGACACAUCAAGGCAGCAGAGGAGGAAACUGCCUGCCCCACCAGUGAAAGCUGAAAACAUUGAGGCAUCUUCAGUGACCACCAUGAAAACAUUUAACCGCAACUUCAUUCUCCAAGGCUCCUCAACAAACAGGACUAAUGAAAGAAAAAGCACCACCAAGGAUUUGAUGGAGCCCACUCUAGAGUCUGCUGUGAUGUAUUAGUGCCAUGGAACUCCACUGCCACUGACCCACUGCCUCUGGCCGUACACGACAGUGCCUUGACCCAACAGCCAUCGAAUACUGUACGGAUUUCCACCUGAGGAGAGGGCCUGGGGAGGCCAUGGUGCACCACUGCACAGGGCUGCCCUGAUACCUCACCCAGAAAGCAGUCCCGGACUUGUGCACUGUGGUUUGUCCACUCUCUGCCUUAGGCUCCCAGGGGAAUCCAAGACAGAAAACCGAGAGGCUGGCUUCCAACAGUAGAGCUCCGUGUUCAAAAGAUGCAUCUUUUCCCUGUUCGCUUUGCUACUGUCUGUUGUCUUUAAGAUCUUUUUCUUUCUUUCUUUCUUUCUUUUUCUUUUUUUUUUUUUUUUGAUCCCUCUGAUUCAACUAGAAGUACAUGUGAAGAGUUAUCUGUCCGAAGGAAAACUAUUGGGGGGGACGGAAGGAAGAGAGAUGGGUAUUAUCAUUUAAUUUAUCAUCAGUUCUUACUAAUCUCUCGCAAGCAUCUUUGUCCCACGGGUACUAAGGUAAAAAGUACAAAUGCCCCCUGUAGUCAACAUCCGGACUGUCCCAUUUGGGGAGCACACACCCAGCAAGGAUGAGGGUCUCCCUUCAGCCACUGCCUUCCUGGGAAGCUCCUACCCACCCACCCCCUACAACCAGUCAUUCCCAUCACUUUGCCAUCACAAGCCACAAAAUGGAAAGCUCUGACUCACCCAUGCCAUGUCCAGGUCUAUCAGAAAUAUGGUCUCAUUGAGAAUUCAGGAUUCUUUACUGAACCUAUUGGCAGUUUCCCCACUCUGAAGGGGAAAGGAGCUUGAGAAAGCCCAUCAUUGGCUUAACUUAGGGCACUGUCCAGAAUCCACAUGCAGUUUAGCAAUGACCACAUCUAAUGGGGUUUAGGUAAAUGGAUUCUUGCAGACAAUGACCACGUUGAAAAAAUGUUGUCCUCCAAAAUUUAUUUCCCAAUAAAUAUUCAGCAAAACAGUAGAAUGACCUUAAAGAUAACAAUGGUUAAAGAAUCGCCUUGAAAAACUUACAGGCAUGAAAAAAGCAAGGAUAAACUGAAUUUAAUGGACACAAGAGCCGACACAAGCUCCACAUUUGUGGCCUUGAAUGCAUGACUAUGUAGAGUGUGUGUGUAUAAAAGCAAAUGGAAUGGAACUUCACUCAAUGAAUUAAAUCUGUCCCUGAUACAUUCUGAAUCUAAGGAAGAGAGGAAAUGAGAGUCAAGGGGAUAGUUCGAUCAAAAUGUAUUAAAUGACUGCUUUCAGGGAGGUAAUUUCUUCUCAUUUUAAUCCUUAGAGCAACUCUCUUCAGUAGGUAUCCCCAUUUUUCAGAUUUGGAAACUAAGAGGGCCAGAGAGAUUAGUUUGCUAAAGUCACACCUUGAAGUUAAGUAUAAUCGGAAUGCUUCACAAAAGCCUCACAGUUUGUUUCAACUUCUAUAUUCUUUUGCUGCUAUGCACAUUCCCAGACCUGAUUUGCUGCUGAGAUGUGUGUUAUGAUCCCUUCCUGAUGGGGGUCUACCUAUCUUCCAGUGAUACUCCCUGCUGACGCUGUGUAUGUGUUAUCCAACAGAAAUGACUCCUUUGAAAUAAAGUCAGUCUUUGGCUUUUUGUUCUGUUGGUGUGACUCAAAGCAGACAAAUACAAAUUUUAAAAACACAACAAAAAAAGAUCUGAGUUCCAAAAAGAAUGUUUUCUUUAAGACGCAUGAAAAGCAACUAUUGUUGUGUUACAGUGUUAAAAUAUUCAGUUUCCUUUGACAAAAAUGUGUACUGUGUAAGCCUUGCAAAAAAAAAAAAAAAAAAAGAAGAAGCCUGCUCUAUGGCAUUUGAAAUUUUAUAAAGGUUUCCUUGUGCCAAAUAAGUGCAAAGAUUUAAUUUACUAUUAAAAACCAUAAGCAUAUGUUAUAGUUUCAGAAGAAUUAUUUUGUCAUCAAGUGAUUUUGAUCUUCAGUGUCAAUAUUUAUAUUUAGAUUAAUUUUUAUAAAUGAAAAUAUUUUAAUGGUUUAAGAAAAUGAGGACAAUAGGACCAUAUCUUUGAUGACUUCUGAAAGUUAUGCUUGCCUUCAUGUUAUCUGCACAUUGCCAAGAAUUACUGUCAAGAGAAAUGAUAAAGAAGUAAAAGUCAUUUAUGAAAAUAA
Messenger RNA from Canis lupus familiaris (dog), 4944 nucleotides. RefSeq names its product myosin VIIA and Rab interacting protein (gene MYRIP). Gene Ontology annotation, biological process: intracellular protein transport. The record is from RefSeq and is a predicted model, not a curated record. Bases 164 to 2797 code for a protein of 877 amino acids. NCBI's taxonomy places the organism in Eukaryota, Metazoa, Chordata, Mammalia, Carnivora, Canidae. Gene Ontology annotation, molecular function: small GTPase binding; myosin binding; actin binding. The transcript is spliced from 18 exons. Gene Ontology annotation, cellular component: cortical actin cytoskeleton.